AUGGCGGAGCCUGUGCUGCUGCGCAGCCUGCAGGGGCCGCCCGAGGGGCGGCUGACCGCCUGCAGUCUGCUGCCUGGGAGGCAGCAGGUCGCCACUGGAAGCCAGGAUGGCAGCCUGCUGCUAUGGAACCUCUCCCCCGGACGGCCCAGACCCGUUCGGCUGGGCACAGGGAGAGGCCACGCAGGCCAUGUGACCUGCAUCAAGGCGGUGGGGCAGACCUUGGUCUCCUCCUCCAUGGUUCCGUGGCUGUUGAAACGCGAUUCCACCGUCUCCAUCUGGAAAAACUGGGAGAGGUCCAAAGCGAAGCCCGCCACCCUGAAGCUCCACUUUUCGCCGGUGCGUUGCGUGGACCUGUCCUUGGACGAGCAGCUUCUCCUCACCGCCUCGGACGAUAAGACGCUGAAGCUCAGCUCGCUCCCUGGGCGACGCUUCGUGGCGUCCUACCUGGGACAUUCCAACUGGCUGCGUGCUGCGUCACUCUCCCCCUCUGCCAGCCGCAUCAUGUCGGGAGGGGACGACCAGACCGUGCGGCUGUGGGAUGUGGAGAAGAAGAGUUGCCUGCAAACCUUUUACGACAGUGCGUCAAGCAUUACCUGCACCAAAUUUGGCCUUGGUGAUAGCAUCACUGUAGCCAGCAGCUGGGAUUCCAGCAUCAAUAUCUGGGACGUGCGAUCUUUCCAGUUACGGCAGCACUACGGCCGUGCCCAUGGCUCAAGUCCCAUCACGCAGGUGGCGCUCCAUCCGCGUGGGGACCUGAUCUUGUCCUGCGCGGCGGAUCGACAACUGCGGCUGUGGGACCUGAGGGCUGGCAAGUUGAGAAACAGCAUCCUGGGCCACGAUCGACCGAUCCAUUCCUGCUCUUGGGACGAAUCAGGGGAGCACUUCUUGAGCUGCGACUCGGAGGUGGUCUUCUACUGGUCCCUACCCGCGGAGGAGUCUCCCACGCUGGAGGCAUUUUUCGGCGUCUUUGGGCUGAAAGCCUCGGAUGCUGCGACGCUGAAGGAACGGAACGCGGAGGGCGCCUUGGACCCAGCUACUCGGGGUCAAGAGACCCCAAGCACCGUCCCCCGAGACGGCGCGGCACCCGGCGCAUGUGACGAGACGCCCGAGAAGACGCUGCAGAAACCGGGCUCGCUGCAGAAACUGCUCGAAGCGGCGUGGGCUGGGGAACAGGUGCUGCAAAGCAAGGUGUCUGAUCUGCAAGAGCAGAAUCUUCCGGAAGCGGCUGCUCUGAUGCUCGAAAAGAUGGUCACCGAGAUGGACGUCCUGACGCAUCUCCUGGAGUCCAUCGAGCAGCGCCUCGCUGCGUCGGAGGCCUCCACCGCAGAGCUGCGGCAGCUGCUGGCGCGGCAAGCGCCGGCGCCGGAACCGUGA
This is a messenger RNA of Cladocopium goreaui, 1374 nucleotides long. NCBI's taxonomy places the organism in Eukaryota, Dinophyceae, Suessiales, Symbiodiniaceae. The record is from the annotation of a GenBank genome assembly.